AGCAGCAUAAAUCUAGUACUCCAGUCUGCAACACAGUCAAACACCACCUUUCCUCUCCUUGCAAAACACACCUCACGAAUUUUCCGGCCAGCCCAUGGAGCAUCCCAACCCGACCCGAUUCGGAACCAGCAUCCACAUAACCGCACUCGACGGCAUCACCAACGUCAACUCCCUCUUCACUUUAGCAGUCUUCAUCGGCCUCACCUGGAACCCAUCUGACCCGAACAACAGCCUCAUAUCCGACCCGAAAUGCUUCCCCGGACCCGAUAUCGCCGAGAAUCUCAUCGCCUUCCACGUCUACUCCUUCAGCUCGUUUCUCUUCUCAAGCCUCAUUGCAUUGGGUCUCAAGCAAGUGAUUCGGAUCGCGAGAAACUCGGGUGACCCGCACUGGCAUUUGUUCACGUUUGAUAUGUGUCGGGUUAACAAGAGUGUGCUUCGGGUCGGGUAUUUGGUUUCGGCUGUCGGGUCGCUCUGCGGGUGUGGGUUUUUGAUGAUGGCACUUGUGAAUGUGGCUCAGAUCAAGUUGGGCACUUUGAGUUGUGGGAGUGGAGAUACUUAUAGUGCUGUUGUGCCUCUGUUGAUUUUGGUUCCUUGUGCUCUUGUUAUUUAUGCUUCUUUUGUUUUGUAUGCUUUUACUCAGUGAUAUCCGCUUGUUUUGUUGUGUUAUAUCAUAUAUGUGUGUUUAACUAGAUUGUCUAAUCAAAUUCGAUAAACCGGUAUUUUCCACUCUGGGAGGGGAAGUGUGUAACUAGAAUUAUGAAAUGACAAAGAUUUGUUUUUAUUUUUC
Daucus carota subsp. sativus is the source of this 787-nucleotide messenger RNA. RefSeq lists its product as uncharacterized. The record is from RefSeq and is a predicted model, not a curated record. The transcript has a single exon. Bases 95 to 643 code for a protein of 182 amino acids. Lineage: Eukaryota; Viridiplantae; Streptophyta; Magnoliopsida; Apiales; Apiaceae.